CCAACUUUAGAACACCCGGUAUUACACUAGUUUUGAAAUUGACAACUAACCGUUCCGAAAACCUUACUAGACUUUUGCAACUUGUAUUCAUAUCAUUGCAUGCUUUGUAGCGUCAGCUACAAACCAGUUGAUCUAGAGGCAAGCCAGCCUGUAAGAAAAAAAUUCCAGGUGAAACUAGCCAUUUUAUCCAGGAAUGAAGGUAAAUUCUGACUGAUUCUGACAGGAAAUGAAAGGUAUGACAGUUUUGAUCGAUGUUCUCGUUUCAGAAUAGACCAAAAUUCACAGUAUCCGAGAAGUACAUUCACGGCCCAAGAACCAACGAGUCGGAUGAAUUCCAUUUAGACCUGCGCGUCAAGAAAAAAAUUUCCAGUAAUCCUUUGAUCCAAAAGAACAUCGCCUUCCUGCAGACCUACAAUAAUCUAUUUAAGAAGCCAUCUCACCAUCAGAUAGGAGACGCUGACGCAUAUUUUAGGCAGAGUCUGAGAAGUGAGACCUUCGAUUUAAUCAGGGACUUGAAUUUAGAGGCACAUUUAGUAAAAUCCGUCAAGUCCUUUGAAAAUAUCAACAAGAGAAAAGUAAGAUCUAAGAGAACAGUUUUAAGUCCUAGAAGACUUUCGAGCAAACCAUUUAAACCAAACGGAAGGUCUGUAGAAGAGACUCAGGAACCUCUUAUUUCGGAUAAAGGGGAGCCUCUAAAACAGCCAGUAGAAGCUGCGAAGGCAACUUCUUCUGUGUUAGAGGAAGAUUUCUUCCAAGAACUAUACUCUCCCAGACAAGUGGAAGAGGCAGAAACAAGCGAGAGUGAUAGUGAAAGUGAUACUGAAACUGAAGAGAAAGAACUAGAAGCAGACGGUGAUCUCACUCCGAAAGUUGAACAGGAUAUUGUGGAUAGGCUUGACGGAAUUUUGAACACAGUAGAACAAGAUUUGGACAAUAUCAUGGAAGGAGAGGAAGAAGUAGCAGAUGGAGCAAAUUUCGAAACCUAUUUGGACGUUCCUAUGGAGGAAGGAGAAGAUGAUGAUAUUAAGGAGGUAGAAGAGAUGAUCGAACAAGCUGCUGAAGAACUUCAACAGGUUGCUGAGGAGAAUCAAAACCUUAUGCAAGCUUUAGAAGGAGAAGAGGAAGAGGGUGGUGGAGAAGAUAAACCUGCUACUGAAGAUUCAACGUUCAAGUUUGAUCCAGCAAUAGAUUCCGCUAUUUUAAAGGAACUGGACGAUGCAGAACGACAAGCCAGGGAAACAGUCAAUGUGAUCUUCGAAUUGAAGAAAAGAGUGGCAGAAUUGGCACAGAAGGAGAAGAUGACAGAGGAAGAAGCAAAAGAACUUGAAGCAAAGAAUAAGGAAUUGGAACAACUGAUGAUCCUUUUCGAAGAAAAAGUUAAACGGAUACAACAGCUCAUCAUGCAAAGUAAUCUGUUCGAGAGUAUGAUGCCAAUACAGCCAAUGUUGCAGAUGAGGCAUAAGGAAGACACUUUACCGCAAGUGCUUGUAUGUGGUAUAACGGAAGAGAACAUACCUAAAAUAAUAGUUUGCGACAAAAAGAAUGGUAAACCGAAAAAAGCGAAAACGCCUAGAAGUCCUCAAACUACAGCCGUAUGUACCCCCAGGAGCACAUGUACCCCUAGAGGCGCAGUGUCACCAUCUCAAGAACCUGUAACAUCUACAAUGAUACAACAAAUGCCUCAACAUCCACAAAUGAAUGCGUUUGCCCAAAAACUGAACGAGUGCAUUUGUAUGCAAGAAAAAUUAGCUGCGGAGAACGCUAACCUAGAAGGAACGCGGUACGAACUGCAAGGAGCACUGAUAAAUAAAGAUCAAACUGUUGAGAGUCUUCAAAGGCAACUGUUUGGUCUACAAGCUGAAUUAAGAAUGGUGUGUCAGGAGAAUUGCGCAUUGACUCAAAAGCUACAACAAGGUGGUGGUGCAGCACCAUAUGGGCCUGAGAGCUCAACGUCCCCUUCAAAGCAACCUUGCGGAAAAGGGCGAGCUGUCUGCCCUGCUGAUAUAGAAACCAGGUUGCAGGAGUACUCUGAAAACACUCACAAUCUGGAAUGUCAACUCGCUGACAUGGAAAAUGACGUUCGAGGCAUGCAAGAAGAACUGACUGCUGUUCAGAAAGAAAGGGCACACCUGGAACAUCACAGGAAAAUGAUGUGCCCUCCGCAACCAUGUUGUCGCUCUCCAUGUCUGCCACCUCCAUGGAUGUCAAUGUCUCCAUGUUUACCUGUGCCUUGCAGCCCUCCACCUGGUACGAUGCCACCACCUUGUAAUUGUGAGGAAGAUACCGGUUCCUCUGCAGACCAGCAAAUCAAGGAGCUCAGGGAAAAAUACAAUUUACUGCAAGAUGACUUCAAGUCAAAGUUGAAGGAAGUUAGCACCUUGAGAGCAGAAAACAAUAACCUGAAGGACACAUUAGAAGCAGAACGUGAGAAUCUAACGGUGUACCAGGAUAAGGUCAGAAAACUGGAGGACGAGUUGAAAGGGCUGCUUGGAGAUAAAGGCAAGGGAGCUGGUUUGAAAGAACAACUGAUGGAGAUGGAACAGCAACUAAAUGUAUCUAAACAAAGAUUCAGGGAAGCACAAGAUGAGCUGGAAGAGCUGCGAUUGCUAGUUCAAGAUCAACAGCAGCAAAUGGACGACUACAGGAACAAGUACUUGGAAGCUCAACAGCAAGUUGAAGAGCAGAGAAGACACAUCGACUUGAUGGAAAUGGAAAAUCAGAGAGUAAGUGAACAGGUCAACCUAGAGAUUCAACGCGUGAAAAAUCAGUUCCAGGAGAAAGUGCAGGAAUUGAUGCCACUCCCAGAUAUUCUCAAGAGUACACAACUUAAGUUGCAGGAAGCGCAGCAAAUGCAUCUACUUGCCGAAAGAAACAAUGAAGCCAUUACUAGAGAGCUGCAAAUGUACAAAGACAAACUACAAUUUCUAACUAACCAGCUUGAAAUGGCGAAGAGCAACGAUGCCUUAGGCAAGAGCGAGAAGGAUACUUUGCUCCAGAAAAUCGCAGAUUUAGAACAGGAGCUGAAAGAUAUGAAGGAAGAAAACUAUAACUUCGGAACUCAAAUAUCUGAUCUUGAGGACAGACUGGCGACAUGUCAACUAGAGUCAGACAAUAGAGCGCACGAUAUUCUCCAAUUAGAAGCGAAUUUGGAUAACGUGAGAGAAGAAUCUGCUAGACAGGUGGCUAGAACCAAAGAUCGUUGCGAGAUAGUCCGAAAGUCUAUGCAAAAUCAAAUCAACGAUCUUGAGAGACAGCUGGCGCAAUGUCGGGCUCAAGCCAAAGCAGCUCAAAAGGAUAGAGAUGAGGUCAGGCAGAAGAUGCAAACGCAAAUUUGUAAUCUGAAUGAAAACUUUGAGGAUGCUACCAUGCGUAUUAGAAGUCUUCAAGGUCACGUUAAUUUCCUCAAGAACACCUACGGGGUUGUGACUACUGAUCCUUGCCCCAAGACCUCUCCUCCUGAUCCUUGCAACUGUGGUGCUGACUAUUAGUUGUGAAUAGUUUUUAUCUCAUUUUGUAAAACUAUAUGCUGCAAAAUAUAGAAAUACGAAAGAAUGAAGGUGAUAGAGACUGAUUGCUAAUUCAAAGCAGUCGCUCAUCACAUAGAUUUUUAAAAAGGGUUUUAUGAGUAAUCGAUGUAUAUUCUUUUGAUAUUUAUGCUUAACACUUCUGAAAAAAUAUUAAUUCUGCCAAAAU
Acanthoscelides obtectus is the source of this 3693-nucleotide messenger RNA. The record is from the annotation of a GenBank genome assembly. Lineage: Eukaryota; Metazoa; Arthropoda; Insecta; Coleoptera; Chrysomelidae.